Messenger RNA from Toxotes jaculatrix (banded archerfish), 2662 nucleotides. RefSeq names its product potassium channel, subfamily K, member 5b (gene kcnk5b). The transcript has 5 exons. Gene Ontology annotation, molecular function: potassium ion leak channel activity. Gene Ontology annotation, biological process: stabilization of membrane potential; potassium ion transmembrane transport. NCBI's taxonomy places the organism in Eukaryota, Metazoa, Chordata, Actinopteri, Toxotidae. The coding region runs from base 78 to 1415 and encodes 445 amino acids. Gene Ontology annotation, cellular component: membrane. The record is from RefSeq and is a predicted model, not a curated record.
CGGGUAGGAUACCUCCAGCCCUCUGUAGGGAUAUGAGCUGCUCGGCGACGUAGGACUGCAGUAGUUAUAACUUUAAUAUGGCCGAUAAAGGUCCUUUUUUAACUUCAUGUAUAAUUUUCUACUUAUCGAUUGGGGCCGCAAUAUUCCAGCUUCUCGAGGAGACAAACUGGAAAUCGGUCAAAGACCAAUACAUCCAAAAGAAGGCAAACGUUUUAACGAAGUAUGCCUGCUUAACAAAAGAAGGUCUGGAUGAGAUUUUGGAGAUGGUGUCGGAGACUGCAGGUCAAGGUGUGACCAUCACAGGGGACAAACAUCGCAGCACGUGGGACUGGGAAAACUCUGUCAUCUUUGCUGCCACCAUUGUCACCACUAUAGGUUAUGGCAAUGUUGCUCCGAAAACUAAAAGCGGUCGUGUGUUCUGCAUCCUGUAUGGUCUGUGUGGGAUCCCCCUGUGUCUGGUAUGGAUAAGCGAACUGGGUUCAUUCUUUGGAGACAGAGCCAAACGUCUCUCCCAGGUUCUGAUUCGUAAAGGUGUUUCAGUGAAAAAGGUACAAUUUGCCUGUACAGCUGUAUUCCUGUUAUGGGGUCUGCUGGUGCACCUGGUGAUCCCUCCAUUUGUUUUCAUGUCUAUGGAAGGAUGGAGCUACCUGGAAGGCAUCUACUUUUCUUUUAUCACACUCACAACAGUGGGUUUUGGAGACUAUGUAGCAGGUGUAAAUCCAAGCAUAGAAUACCCCAGAUUGUACGGAGUGUUUGUAGAGUUAUGGAUUUACAUGGGCCUGGCAUGGCUGUCUCUGUUCUUCAGCUGGAACGUCCACAUGGUGGUGGAAGCUCAUAAGGUGCUGAAGAAAAGAAGACAUAGGCACAGACACCUCCAUGAUGAGGAACCCCAGCCUGUAGAGGACAAGCACAACCCAGAUGUAAAGCCGUCUGUCAUCGACAUUUUCAACUUCCUGUCUGAGGAGGAGCAGGACUACAGCACCGUCAUCAAGGAGAUUGGAAUCACGGCAAGAAAAAGAAAGCCUCCAGAUAACAUAAAUCGCUCUAAGAGUUGCAGCGACAUCUUGGACAUCCAGGUGUUGGAUCACUCACCACGUCACAGACGCAUGAUCAGUAUCAGUGAGGUGUUCAUGAACGCAAUGGCUGACGUGAACAAAGGUGAUCUAGAGGAGGAGCGCUCUCUAAUACAAGAAAGCAAUGGAGACCUUGAACAUGCAGGAUGUGUGAGGACCGGUAAUGUGGAGAACAAGGACAGCUGUGCAUUCGAUGCAGAAAAUGAGGGUAUCACCUUCACUGUACCUGUCAAAGAUGCUACAGAAGAACAAAGUGUGCAGCACCCUGAUGGAAGGGAGACAAGGUUUACAAUAACCAAGAUAAAUGAAAAUUUGUUAAUGGGCAAAGAUGAAAAAGGGUAAAAACAUUCUUUCAAAAACUUCCUUCACCUUUACCAAACUUGCAGAAGCAGUCAGACUGAUUUGGGGGAAGCGGUUUUAAAAUAUCAUAAAUACUCUUAUGCAUCAAGGGUACCUACUGCAUUAUGUGGAAAUGAUAACUACAUAUAUCUGUGCAAAUUAAGGCUUACUUUUAAACAGUCCUGUGCAUUACAGUGGCAUUAUUUUAUACAAAGUUCCAAUUAUUACCUGAACAAAGUGAGCCAGUGUAUGUAUCAGGUAAAAAAUAGUUCUCUUCUUUUUAGAAACAGUGAAUAAAGAUUUUAUUUUUAAUUUUCUGGUUCCAUAUCCAUCCAAAUAUUUGGUUACAACAUUUCUAGACUGAAACAGUAGGGACCAUAGAUAGAGAAUAGAAUAGAAUACACAGAUUAUUUCAAAUCACAGCACAGGGCUUUAUGGAAGAUAGAGCCAAUGAGCAACUUUCUCUCAUAGGGCGCUGCUACAGUGGAGGCCAUUAUCACAUGGCCGUUAUCAGUGUACUCCUGGCUCACCACUGGCUGCUCUGAGUGAAUGUUCUUGAUACGAAUAACCUGGGGGAAACACAAAUACAAUUAUCAGGCAAAUUCAAACAAUAAUGAACACAUAUAUAACAUAUAUCAUUUCAAAAUAAAGAGCACUGACCUCAGAGCCAGGUGGGUCUUUAAGGUCAAACUCUGACAGUUUCAUGCCAUUUGGAUGACAGCCCAGCCAUACGUCACCUGUCCUGUGGUCCACCUCGAUGUUAUCACAAAGUGACCCAACAGCUACAGACUGUUUGGAAAUGAGAGUUAAUCACGUACAAAUAUUGUUUCUAGGAUUAAGUCGUGAAAAAGCACAGCAUUAGUGACAGUUCAGCAUUUUGGGAGAUACACUUAACUGCCGAAAGUUAGAUGCUCAAAGCUUGUGUUUGUAUAUUAAAUAUGAAGCUUAAGCAAGUAUGCAGUCACCUUAGUUUAGCAUAAAGACUGGAAACUGAGGUAAACAGCUAGCCUGGCACUGUCCAAAUGCAACAAAGUCCACUUACCAACAACUCUGUAGCUCACUUGUUAAAACAUCUCGUUUGUGUAAUCUGCACAAGAAGUGAAAAAAAAAAAAGAAACAAUUCUGGGUUUCCAGCCUUCAUGCUAAUGUAAGCAGCUGCUGACAGUAUCUGAGUGAUACAGAUCUCCUUAUCUUGCUCUGCUAAAAAAAAAAAAAGGGGAAAGGUUUAUUUCCCAAAAUGCUGAACUAAU